Messenger RNA from Monascus purpureus, 1715 nucleotides. The record is from the annotation of a GenBank genome assembly. NCBI's taxonomy places the organism in Eukaryota, Fungi, Ascomycota, Eurotiomycetes, Eurotiales, Aspergillaceae.
GUUUCUCCUGACGAGCUGAUUGAAUCGGGGAUUCGAGGCGCAUGCGACACCAGAAAUUGCCUUGCCUGACCAGAAGGAUCCUACCGAUACCGGAUUAUUGCCCGUAUACGGCACUCCUGCAUCUGGUUUGAGUCGGCCGCGUCCUGUACCGAGGCUUCUUGUGUCAGUCACUUAUUAAACUGGGGAUCUCCUCGGUUCCCCCUCGCCUUGUUGUUGGCUUAUUUUAUGCUGGCAUCCGUCCUGGUCCUGCACUUAGGACCUUCGUAACACCUCUACCUUUUUUGCUAUCUUCCUGUGCUCACCAUCCACAUUACAAACACUGAUCUUCUUGCUGUCGACGGAAAUAUUGCGUGUUCUCUCUCAGCCAUGGCUUCUCCUCAACAGAUCCGUACCCCUCUCACCGAUCUGCUCAAGAUCAACCACCCCGUCCUGCUUGCAGGCAUGAACGUGGCUGCUGGGCCCAAGCUGGCUGCCGCUGUCACCAACGCCGGUGGUCUCGGUGUUAUCGGAGGUGUCGGAUACACGCCUGACAUGCUCCGGGAACAAAUCGAUGAACUCAAGAGCUUCUUGACGGAUAAGAACGCCCCGUUUGGCGUCGAUCUCUUGCUUCCUCAAGUCGGAGGAAAUGCCCGUAAGACAAAUUACGAUUACACCAAGGGAAAGCUCAAGGAACUCGUCGACAUCAUCGUCGAGAGCGGUGCCAAGCUCUUUGUGUCAGCUGUUGGCGUCCCUCCUAAGGAGGUCGUUGACAGACUCCACGGUGCCGGAAUCCUCUACAUGAACAUGAUCGGUCACCCCAAGCAUGUUAAGAAAGCCCUCGAUGCUGGCGCAGACAUCAUCUGCGCCCAAGGAGGUGAAGGUGGCGGGCACACUGGUAAUGUUCCUACUACAGUCCUUAUCCCCACCGUCGCCAAGCUCGUUGAGGGCAAGAAGAGCCCCUUGACCGGUGGACCCGUCCAGGUUGUUGCAGCCGGAGGUUUGUUCAACGGUCAGUCGGUUGCUGCUGCUCUGAUGCUCGGUGCUUCUGCCGUCUGGAUUGGUACUCGCUUCAUUCUCGCUGAUGAAGCUGGUGCUCCAGAGGAGCACCAGGAAGCCGUCCGGACUGCCGGCUUUGACGACACCAUUCGCACCAUCAUCUUUACUGGCCGCCCACUCCGUGUCCGGAAAAACCCCUACAUCAUGAACUGGGAAGAGAGCCGCCAAGACGAGAUCAAGGAGCUCACUUCCAAGGGUAUCGUCCCUGUCGAGCACGACUUCGAAAACCUGAGCGACGACAUUGACGACGAAACCGUUGACAACGCCCGACCAUGGCUUAUGGGCAAGGUCGCUGCCGUAGUCAACGAGAAGAAACCUGCCAAGGCUAUCGUGGAUGAGCUCGUUACAGACGGAGCCGCCUGGUUACGGAAGGGAAACACGCUGCUUGCUAAGCUGUAGUUUUUCUUUUUUUUUCUUUCUUUUCACUGUAUAACUUUGUUUAGUUUUCCUGGUGUUGCUUUUAUCGAUUCUUGGAUAUGAGUGAAGGUUUUGGGAUGGUACAAAAUUACUGGCUUUUCUGUCAGAUUGCUAGUUAAUCAUAGCGAGUGAUAAUCUAUUGUCAAUGAAACCGCAACGCUGAUAAUAUGUAUUCUCCGUUUUAAUGGGCUUGGUUGAGACAAAUGAGUGGUCGUUGCUAGGAGGGAGGCCCAUUGGUAACCCAGGUUGCGGGACACUGCCUU